UAAUGACUUUUAUGGCAGUUUAUUAUUAUGUAAGUAGACAGGCGUGUGACUAUGAAUGACCCAAAACUGAACGCUCCGGUAUGAUGAGUCUCCUUUAGCAAUGCGAAUUUCAGAAAGAGCCGCUCGUAUCGACUGCAUGGAAGCACGCUGAUCCUAUGCUUAUUGACCCCGUAUCGGUUGUGGCAAGAGCGGUCGGUUUGAGUGUCUAGAUCUGGCUUCUAGUCAUGCUUCAGCUCGGGGACGGACUCACUCUAUUCUCGGUGGUUUUUAUCGUGGUUCUCCUAGGGACCAGACGCGCGGUUUGGUCCACGGUGUUCACGGCCUCUGUCUACCUCUUUCUGGUGUUGUUCCGGUUUCCCCAGGUCCCGACCAGCCGUUCCAAACAAGUGCUGCGGCCCGGCUCUAGAGUCUCGGCGAGCGGCGUGUCAGUGGUGGCGCACCGCGGGGGUGGACAUGAUGCACCCGAGAACACCAUAGCAGCCAUACGGGCGGCCAGUGAGAAUGGAGCCACAGGUGUGGAACUGGACCUGGAGUUCACGGCUGAUGGGGUUCCCAUACUGAUGCACGAUGAGACUGUAGACCGAACCACAAAUGGAUCAGGUCCACUCAGCAAGCUGCUCUUCUCUGAACUCCGCAAACUAGAUCCGGCGGCCAAACACAGACUUCGUGACCGUUUCCUGGGUGAGAAGGUUCCAACGCUGCAGGAGGCCGUUGAGGAAUGCAUCAAGCACCAGCUGACCAUCUACUUUGACGUCAAAGGUCAUCCAGAUGAGGCGGCUGCAGCACUAAAGGAGUUAUUCCAGAAGUAUCCAGUGCUCUACAACACAAGUAUCGUCUGCUCAUUUGAGCCCAAAGUCAUCUAUAGGAUGCGACAGGCCGAUCCUGACGUGGUGACAGCAUUAACACAUCGGCCGUGGAGCUUGAGUCGUUUUGUUGAUGGAAAGCCCAAGUUCUCAUCCGCAUGGAAACAUCACUGGAUGCAGGUGCUGGACGUGCUCCUCGACUGGGCCCAUCAUCACCUGCUAUGGAACCUGUGCGGAGUCUCUGCCUUCCUGGUUCAGAAAAACAUAAUCUCCCAGGACUAUGUGCAAUACUGGGCUGAUCGAGGUUUGGAGGUGGUGGCCUGGACAGUGAACACAGCUGUAGAGAAAGAGUACUACCAGCAGCUACUGAAGAUCAACUAUAUCACUGACAGCCUCGUAGAAGACUGUGAACCUCACUAUUGAAAUUCAAACACACAAAUUUAUGGGAGAAAGAUUAAAACUCAAUUGUCUGAGAGAUGAAAUGACAUACAUAAUUACCUACAUUUUAUAUACAUUGGUUUACAGAUAUGAUUGUCCAGUUUCAGGUCAAACGGUAGUCAGAAACGUUUUUUCUUUAAAAGGAAUUAGUCAAUAAUUAUUUAAACCAGUAUAUUUGUACUAUUAAUUAGAAAUUGGUUCUAAUAAGAUAAUGUUUUAAGAACUACAACCCCAAUUCUGAAAAAGUUGGGACAGUAUGAAAAAUACUAAUAAAUAAAAAAAGAGUAAUUUGUAAAUUAUAUUCACACUUUGCUAUAUUGAAAUCACUACAACUACACAUUAUACGAUGCUUUACCUUGUGAAUAGUUUAAUGUACAGUAAUUUCAAAUCAGAUGAUUGCAUCAUAAUCCAAAAAGGUUGAGACCAUCGUGUGUUUACCAUUGUAAAACACCACCAUUUCCAAGUUUGUUAAGUUUAAAAAGUGGAAUUUUCCCCAUUCAUCCAUUAUGCAGGUCCAUUAUGCAGCUUCACAAUUGUACGGGGUCAUUGUUGCUGUAUGGUGUGUUUCAUAAUACGCCACACAUUCUCAAUUGGAGAUGGUCAGGACGGCAGACAGGCCAAUAUAACAACCGCACUCUCUGCUUACACAGCUAUGCAUUUAUAAUCCGGGCUGUACGUAGAUUGAAGAUGUCCUGCUGAAAAUUCUGGGAUGUCCCGGGAAAAAGCAGUGCAGGAUGGCAGUAUAUGCUGCUCCAAAAUUUGUACAUAUCUGUUUGCAUUAAUGGUGCCCUCUCAGAUGUGCAAGUUACCCAUGCCAUGGGCAGUUACACACCCCUGUCCCAUACAGACACUGGCUUUUGGACCUGACUCUGAUAACAGCUUGGAUGGUCUUUUUCCUAUUUGGCCUGGAAAACAUGAUGGUUGUGUUUCUCAAAAACUAUUUGAAAUGUGGACUCAUUGGACCAAAAACCACAGUUCUGUCCUACUUUCCAUCUAAGAUGAGACCGAGUUCAGUGAAGUCAGCAGCGCUUUUGGACUGUGUUGAUGUAUGGCUUCUCCUUUACAUACGGCAUUUUUCCACUGCAUGUUACGGUUCAACUCGACUCUACUCUCUUUACUUUCGGAGCUUGCUUUUCCACUGCUGUUUAGUACUGCCUCAACGUGGGUGGGAUUAUAGGCUGAUCGUCAUAGUUGCGCCGCCUCUACUACCGUGACAUCAUCUUAAACGUGACACAAAACAAUAACACGACCAAUAGCUGUUAGCUACUAGCUCAUUGUGCUGCAUAAAGCAGUUGUUGGAUGGUGAUUUUACACAAGUGUAACAGUUAAAUUGUCCUGGUUGUUUUAGAAGCAAGCUUCCAGUAGCUGGUCAACUAAAUAAAGUGAAGCUUUCAAGCAGAGUAUAGAGUUAACGUAACAAAACGUACCAUCCUCCAUCAUGGACUCCAACCGUUGCGGAGUCUAGGGCACUCUCCCUCCCAUUGCUCACCGGUCUAGAUAGCGUCCAUUUGGUCGAACCACUUCCACUUUUUUUUUUUUUUUUUUUACUUUUCCCUACACUGUUGGUAGGUAAGGUUGUAGCAUUGUCUCAGCUGUGUGGCCAACAGGUGAGAUACUUCCUGAAAUAAUUUUACACGAAUGGUGUUGACUAACAAAGGUUUACUAAAUUAAUCCCAAACCCAUGUUCAUGAUAUCCAUUACAGAUGAAUUAUGUUUUUUAAGACAGUGACGUCUGAGGGAUCAGAGAUCACACACAUUCAGAAGUGGUUUUCGUCUUGCCCUUUACGCACCGAGAUUUGACCAGAUUCCUUGAAACUUUUAACUAUAUUGUGCACUCUAGAGGGUGAAAUGCCCAAAAUCCAAAAUGCUGGAUUAUUUGCUGAUGCAUCUGUUGGCAAAUUGAUACAUUUUUUUUUUGGAGGCUCAUUAUACAGUAUACAGUACUAUGACACGAUUGCCUCACCUGUUAUACAUCUCCUGUUUCACAUCACCUUGUAAUUUUAACUCAUCAAAUGUAGUCAUAAAUUGCCCAUCUCAACUUUUUUGGAGCGUGUUACAAUCAUCUGAUUUGAAAUUACUGUACAUUAAAAAAAAAAAAAAAAGAAAUUCACAAGGUAAAA
This is a messenger RNA of Xyrauchen texanus (razorback sucker), 3361 nucleotides long. RefSeq names its product glycerophosphodiester phosphodiesterase 1-like. The transcript has 6 exons. Lineage: Eukaryota; Metazoa; Chordata; Actinopteri; Cypriniformes; Catostomidae. Gene Ontology annotation, biological process: lipid metabolic process. Gene Ontology annotation, molecular function: phosphoric diester hydrolase activity. Bases 225 to 1226 code for a protein of 333 amino acids. The record is from RefSeq and is a predicted model, not a curated record.